GAUUCAGUUCAUCAGUUGAACUUCCAUUUCUCUUCACAAGCUAUGCUUCUUCGGUGAAGCCGCACAGAGGAGAGAGCGAGAGAGAGAGACCACAGAGAUGGCGUCCAUGGCCCUGACUUCGUCCUGCUCUCUCGGCUUCAGCCCCCUCAGAUCGCGCUCCGUGAAGCGCCACCUGACGGCCGCUGCCUCCACCAGCAGCGUCAGAUCCGCUCCUCCCCGUCCGCGUCGGCUCAAAUCCAGCUCCGCCAUCUCCACCUCCUCAUCGAGGUUUCUCUCUCCUCUCCCUGCGCUCUCUCCCAGAUCAAGAUCCCCCAGCCUCACCGUCAAGGCAGAGGCGACGGCGGCUGCUUCCCCCGGCGCGCCCUCCUCUCCUCCGGCUAAGCCAUGGCAGGGCGCCGCCAUGAAGCCCCUCCUCGCCUCGAUCGCCACCGGAGUCAUCCUCUGGUUCGUACCUGUCCCCUCUGGCGUGUCGAGGAACGCGUGGCAGCUGCUCGCCAUCUUCUUGGCGACAAUCGUCGGGAUCAUCACUCAGCCUCUGCCUCUUGGUGCCGUGGCUCUGCUGGGCCUUGGAGCGGCUGUUCUCACGAAAACGCUAACUUUCUCCGCAGCAUUCUCUGCCUUCGGGGACCCGAUCCCGUGGCUGAUUGCUCUCGCCUUCUUCUUUGCCCGUGGAUUCAUCAAGACUGGUCUGGGUAACAGGAUCGCCUACCAGUUCGUCAAACUGUUCGGUAGCUCGUCGUUGGGGUUAGGCUACAGCUUAGUGUUCAGCGAGGCGCUCUUAGCUCCCGCGAUUCCUUCGGUCUCUGCCCGAGCCGGAGGAAUUUUCCUUCCUCUGGUCAAAUCCCUCUGUGUCGCGUGCGGCUCGAAUGUUGGGGACGGCACCGAGAACAAGCUUGGGUCUUGGCUGAUGCUGACUUGCUUCCAGACCUCUGUGAUUUCGUCGUCCAUGUUCUUGACUGCAAUGGCAGCAAAUCCUCUUAGUGCGAAUUUGGCGUACAAUGCAAUUAAACAGACCAUUGGGUGGACUGAUUGGGCUAAGGCGGCAAUAGUCCCGGGUUUCAUAUCCUUGCUCGUAGUGCCAUUGCUGCUUUAUAUUAUUUACCCACCAACUGUGAAAAGCAGCCCGGAUGCGCCAAAGCUUGCGACGGAGAGGCUGGAGAAGAUGGGGCCCAUGAGUACAAAUGAGAAGAUCAUGGCGGGGACCCUGCUUCUGACGGUUGGUCUAUGGAUCUUCGGGAGUGUGCUCAAUGUUGAUGCCGUUACUGCUGCCAUUCUUGGACUAUCCGUUCUGCUCAUCACUGGUGUGGUCACAUGGAAGGAAUGCUUGUCUGAGGCUGUUGCCUGGGACACACUCACAUGGUUUGCCGCACUCAUUGCUAUGGCUGGUUACCUAAACAAAUAUGGCCUCAUCUCUUGGUUCAGUCAGACUGUGGUUAAGUUCGUUGGUGGGCUGGGUCUCUCAUGGCAACUUUCCUUCGGGAUCCUGGUCCUCCUCUACUUCUACUCUCACUACUUCUUUGCUAGUGGGGCUGCCCACAUUGGAGCUAUGUUUACAGCCUUCUUGUCAGUCGCCAGUGCUCUUGGGACUCCUCCAUAUUUAGGUGCAAUGGUCCUCGCUUUCCUCUCCAACCUCAUGGGCGGCCUCACCCACUACGGUAUUGGAUCAGCUCCUGUGUUCUAUGGUGCCAAUUAUGUCCCCCUCGCCCAAUGGUGGGGCUAUGGCUUCCUCAUCUCCAUCGUCAAUAUUAUUAUCUGGCUCGGGGUCGGAGGCGUUUGGUGGAAGUUCAUCGGUCUGUGGUGAAGCGCCUUCAUGUAUUCACUUUGUCAGAUAAAUUAUGGAAGGAUUUCUAAUUCUAGGCCCACUUCUCCUCAGAUGCAAAUUUUUUGUCCCUGCUGUUGAGGCAGGCAUGGUGGAGUUUCUCAAGUUUAAGAUUCUUUUGGCGCUUUUUAAUAUAGAGAUCUUAGGUGGAAGAACAUUUUUACACAUGUCGGUUAUGAUCAGUCGUGGCAAUUGGAGCUUGUAAGUGAAAUUUUUGACUUGGCAUGAUUAACUGCCCAUCAGUGACAGUAGAUAGUUUUGAUCAACUGAAGAUCUCUAUUUUUACGAGUUC
Messenger RNA from Punica granatum (pomegranate), 2111 nucleotides. The record is from RefSeq and is a predicted model, not a curated record. NCBI's taxonomy places the organism in Eukaryota, Viridiplantae, Streptophyta, Magnoliopsida, Myrtales, Lythraceae.